AUGGCACAGAAAGUAUUCAGCAACUUUCUCUUCCACGAGAAAAUCUCCUGUGUCGAAGAGACUCCCUUCCGGGGUAUAAAAGCAACAGAAAAUCCCAAGCCUCUGCGAAUUUACUCUCUUGCUCGAUUGGAAUAUCUCUUCGGUGUUGAACCUGAUUUCCUUACCGCCAUUAUCCAUAAUGAGAUCUUGUUUUUCAGAAAUGACGACACUUUUUUUCAGAGAGAGUCAGUAAAAAAGCGAAAAGCGGAGGAUGAACUCCCUCUUUCUUGUGCAAGAUACAUCAGUGAUAUGCAACAUGGUCUCUCUACUCUCCUGAGCCAGACUCUCCUUCGCGAGCUCCCAUUCUGUGGCCCUGAUGGCUCUGACGAGGACUUCAUUCGCGAACCAGUUGAAGAGACACAUCAUUCGGUCAAACUAGAAGAGUAA
This is a messenger RNA of Penicillium cosmopolitanum, 426 nucleotides long. RefSeq lists its product as uncharacterized. The coding region runs from base 1 to 426 and encodes 141 amino acids. The transcript has a single exon. The record is from RefSeq and is a predicted model, not a curated record. Lineage: Eukaryota; Fungi; Ascomycota; Eurotiomycetes; Eurotiales; Aspergillaceae.